Molecule: messenger RNA, 4130 nt
Organism: Carya illinoinensis
Lineage: Eukaryota; Viridiplantae; Streptophyta; Magnoliopsida; Fagales; Juglandaceae
Product: F-box protein At5g06550
Exons: 4
Coding region: 2364-3920 (518 amino acids)
Cellular component (GO): nucleus
Molecular function (GO): cis-regulatory region sequence-specific DNA binding; protein binding
Source: RefSeq, a predicted model, not a curated record
CAUCCCGUCGCUUUCUUCUCCAUCUUAACUUGCAAAGCAGCAACCCCUAUGUCUCUUAGCUCAUCCCGUCGCUGCCUCACCACGCUGGUCCUCUCCUUCCGGCGCCGUUUGCACUCUCGUUCUCUCGGUUGGGCAGCACCUACGCCCUCCACGCCACUCUUCUUAUGGUUCCGAUAAGUCUCUGUCUCUAUCUCCCAGUUUAUUUCUCUCAAUCUCAGGUUCUCUCACAUAUUGUUCCUCUCUCUGGACCAUAGAUUUGAUUUUUUUUUUUUUUUUUUUCAAUUUCAGUUUGGUUUAGGUUAAUGUGGCAGAGCUUGUGCUUUUAUUUCCCCCUUCACUCAUUUGAUUCAUUGGUCUGAUUUGCUUGUUUUCUUGUUGGGCUAUAGUGUUUAUUGUAGUGAUUAUAGUAUUUGGUCAUUAUCCAAUGCUAAUGCUCUGAGUGUGUAUUAAUUUACAAGAAAAGAUUUUCAAGGAAAAAAAAAAGAUAAUUUACAAGAAAAGAUAAAUGAAUUUUAUUAUCUUGGAUGGGCUUGAACUUUGUUGGAGGCUGUAGUAGUUGGAAGUUCAAUUAGAAUCUGAUUCGUAGGUAGUGACUUCUUUGUGUGUGAAAAUGGGAGAGUUCAUUGGGUUGAUAGAGAGUUUUGGGAGUAAAUAGUGCUUAUAUUUGUAUCUAUGAUUAUACUUUUACAAGAAAAGCCUGUUUGCCUUGUAUUAAUUUACAAGAAAAGAUAAAUGGUUUUCAUUCUUUGGUUGUUUUCGUGUUGUACGUGGUCAAUUUUGUUGGAACUGAAUCAGGCGAGUAUCAGUUUUUUCCUUGUAUGAUAGGAUACAAAACUGAUUUCUCUGGUGCUCUAGCUGGGAAUAAUGAUGUAAAUGUUUUUUUCCCAAAACAUGUUGAGAUAUAUUCCUCAAAUAUCAUGCUGGUCAAUCACAUGCAUGAGUACGAGACCUAGUUGGAGCUUAUUGGUGAAAUGAUAUUGGUUCAAAGCCUUUGUUCGGUGUAACAGAAAAGGGGAGACGGCUCUGUGUCUCCUGAGGCCUCCUUGAAUUUGAAACAUGACCAAAAAUAUAAUUUCUGUUUGCUUUUUGGCUGUAAAAGUGAUCAGCUAAGAAUUAUUUCAACUGCUCAAACAUCUUUCAUGUAAAUGAUAUCUUGGUGGACUAUCACUGCAUUUUUGCGAGGCUGGCUUUCUGGUUUUUUGCGUCAACUAAUAAACCUAAAAAUGGAACAUAACGUUAAUGGAAGAAAGAGACUUUUCUAGAUCCAUCUCGGUUGCUUUCAUGCCACUAACAGCUGCCUGAUUGAAGAUUAUAUUUUCUUUCUUUAUUUUAUUUAUUUUUUAUGACUUUUCAUAGUGUUAAGAAUCCAUGGAAUUCAAAACUUUUUUGAGUUUGCUAUUGAUCUUACUUGACCAGUUUUAUUGUGCCUACUGCCUGUAUAUCUACGUUGAGUUUGACAUAGUCUGCCUGUAUAUCUACCAAUUUCUUUUUCGUUUUCCAGCAGAUCUAUUUUGAGUUAUAAGGUCUAUGAUAUAUGGGAUAACGAAAUAGCUUGUCUAUGAAACAUCUGUUUUGAGUCCUAGGAAACUUGUUUGCUUUUGUUUAUGUUUCUGGGCUCCAUGUGCAGAUUCUGGCUGCAAAUAUAAAGGCAAGGUGGUGCCAAUUUGUGUUAGCUUGAUAUGUAUUGUUGGAGUUGUGCUUUUAAGUUUAAGUUUUUAGAAUAAUUGAUCCUCCAACACUUGUCUGACUCUAUUUUAAGUAGUUCCAAUCACUUGUCGGAUUUUAUAUAUCAAGAGGUCAGUCAGAAAAGUAUAUUUUGAGUUAUAAAGUCUGGUAAAUGGGAUAACAAAAUUGCUUGUCAUUUUAUAUACUGUCCAAGUCAUGCAUGUAUCUUUUUAUGUUUCAGACUUGCAGUGAUAUGAUCCAUUAACUUCUUUAUGCAAAAUGUGCACAGGGUACUGAUCAUGGUGUUGACACAUGCUUUGGACUAUGCACAUAUCCUGGACGUGAGCUAUGCCAUCGAAUAGAUUUUAAGGAGCCUUGCGUGUGAUUUUGUUGGUUCAGAGGAACAAUAGCUGGUGGUUCGGAUGGAGAGGGAGGAAUCAUUGAUGGAGGAUUUACAUUAAAGAGGCAGGAUUUGAGACCUCAAAGAUUAUAUUUUUUUUCUCUCAUAUGGAUUCUUGAUAUGUUCAAUCCAUUUUUACAAUUGGAUCUGGGAUAUAUUUGAGGUUGAAUGCAAAUUGGUUUGUGGAAGCAUCUUCUUCGUCAAGGGAUUUGUUGAAAUGCCGUAAUUGUGGGUGUAGUUGUUCGUUGAUCAGUAGCUCUUCCGGUACUACGAGCAUUAUUGCUCAAGACAUUCAACAAUGCUGAGCUGCAGGUCAAUGCUUUCUCAAACCAUAAAGAAAAAGAAAAAGAAUAAACGCAAAAACGGAAACGAGAUUGCUGCAAAUAGAGCUGUUCCCAGAAAGAAAAGUUCAAUUUCCAAAAUUAAUGAAUCACCAUACCAGGAGUAUGAAGAAGAAGAAGAAGAUACUGGAGAAGGUUUUAGCCUUAAGACCUCAGCUCCUCCUUCACACACUCAUGGGGUUCAACCACUAGGCAAUCUCUACCUCCACCCAGGGUGUAUAAACUCUAGAAAUACUGGCUUAGGUAACCUCCAUACCCUUACCGAUGAGCUUGUUCUGGACAUCCUAGGGUUCCUGGAUGGCACCCACUUGGGCGUCUUGGCUACAGUUAGUAAAUCUUUCUAUGUUUUCACUAACCAUGAACCACUAUGGAGGAACCUUGCUCUGGAAAAUCUAAAUGGUGGUUUUUUCUAUAAUGAGUCUUGGAAAUCUACUUAUAUUGCCGCUUCUUACCCUUCAUUCAAGGUUUCGGAUAUUUGUGUUUCCCAUUUGAGGGUGAGGGAUUUUUAUUCUGAUUAUCUUUUCCAGAGUUGGCUCUGUGCUAAUCUUGAAAUGAAACCUGAGUGGCUUGAAAGAGAUAAUAUAAUACGAAGGAAAGGCAUUUCGGCUGAAGAGUUCGUGUUGAACUUUGAGGAACCAAAUAAGCCGGUUUUGCUGGAAGGGUGUUUGGAUAAUUGGGUUGCACCCAAAAAAUGGGACAGAGAUUAUUUGGUUCGGUUGUGUGGUGAUGUUCAAUUUGCAGUUGGACCGGUGGAGAUGAAGCUUGAGGAGUACUUUCAGUACUCAGAUCAGACGAGGGAAGAAAGGCCAUUGUAUUUAUUUGACCCAAAAUUUGCAGAAAAAGUUCCAAAAUUGGGUUCAGAAUAUAAAGUUCCAUUGUACUUUGGGGAGGAUCUGUUCAAUGUUUUGGGUAAUGAUAGGCCAGAUUAUAGGUGGAUUAUAAUUGGACCAGCUGGGUCUGGUUCAUCCUUCCACAUUGAUCCCAAUUCCACAUCAGCUUGGAAUGCAGUUAUCAAGGGAUCCAAGAAGUGGGUCUUGUUUCCUCCCGAUGUGGUUCCACCCGGGGUGCACCCAAGCCCAGAUGGUGCAGAGGUAGCAUGUCCUGUUUCAAUCAUUGAGUGGUUCAUGAACUUCUAUGGUGCAACAAAAACUUGGAAAAAGAAGCCUAUUGAGUGCAUCUGUAGGGCUGGGGAAGUGAUAUUUGUGCCUAAUGGAUGGUGGCAUUUGGUAAUCAACCUGGAGGAAUCAAUUGCCAUUACACAGAACUAUGUUAGCAGGAGAAAUUUGUUGAAUGUCUUGGACUUUCUGAAGAGGCCAAACGCAAACACACUGGUAUCUGGAACAAGAGACCGAAUUAAUUUGUAUGACAAGUUUAAGAAUGCCAUUGAAACUUCUUUCCCUGGAACCUUAGAGCAGUUGGUGCAGGAAGCAGAGGAGAAAAGGGCACAGCAAAAACUCUCCUUCUGGGACACAGUAACAGAUUCCAAGGUGGGGGCUUUCAAGUUCUCUUUCUAGGCACAUGAAGACAACAGCGAAGUCCGGAAACCAGACGAAUACUGAGUGGCAGCAUACUUUUCGGGUGUACAAUCUCGGUUGUUGCUUCUGACUUCCUAGAUUUGUACCAUUUAAACAGUUUUGAAUUUGAUUUAAUUGACAUCAUUGCACUUCGACAAAUAAAGAACCCAAUUUCUUUAUUUAUAUAAGAUGCGUUAAUACAUAGGCUUA